AUGGGACCAUUGAAGCAACAAGUAGAGUUGCUACAGAUGCAGGAGGUAGCGAAGGACGGAAGUGAUAGCAGGCAUAGCAGCCGUCAGGACGAGAAGGACAGGAGGAGCACUGGAACUAAGUCAAAAUAUUCCACAGGCGUACCUCCAGCUUCGCAGCAUGCACAACGUCCGCAAUCCCUAGAUGAAAAUCAGUAUUCCGCGCAGAGCGAACCCAUCCAGAGAUCUCCUACAUUCGAGGACGGUCGAGCCUUGCGUCAGCAAGCGGAAAGGGAUUCCGAGGGUAGAUUUACGAGGCAAAGUCGGUGUUCCUGGGAUGAGGUCCUCGACAAUUUUCAUCACCUGGUCAGGGGCAAAGCGGCCGAGUGGUAUUGGCAAUUUGUUCGUGAGCGACCGCCCGAGGUUUGGGAAUAUCUGAAGGACGAAAUUGUGGCCAGAUUUCGAGGCGUCGGUGGUGAGUUUGAGCGGCUACGCGCUCUCCAUGAACGGCAACAAAGACCUGGGGAAUCAGUCGAGGAUUAUUUCGGAGCCAUGAGGCGAUUAUCAACCAGACUUACCCAACCCAUGUCGGAGUCCGACAUGAUCCGGGUGAUUAAGAAAAGACUCGCUGAGGAUAUCGCUCGGUAUGUUUACGCAGUCAGGGUACGAAGCGUGGAGCAGCUUCGCGAAGAAUGCUUGGAAGUGGAAGACACUUUUGUCAGACGAGAGCCCAGGCCAGCAUACCGCCCGUCGCAGAAGUUUUCGUCCUCUGGAAAGAGAGUCGAAGAAAUCGUACCGGAACCGGAGUCGCAGGACAAGGAAGAAGAGGUGAUUUAG
Drosophila gunungcola (fruit fly) is the source of this 813-nucleotide messenger RNA. RefSeq names its product activity-regulated cytoskeleton-associated protein-like. Lineage: Eukaryota; Metazoa; Arthropoda; Insecta; Diptera; Drosophilidae. The transcript is spliced from 2 exons. Bases 1 to 813 code for a protein of 270 amino acids. The record is from RefSeq and is a predicted model, not a curated record.